This is a messenger RNA of Megachile rotundata (alfalfa leafcutting bee), 4294 nucleotides long. RefSeq names its product Sox box protein 14. Lineage: Eukaryota; Metazoa; Arthropoda; Insecta; Hymenoptera; Megachilidae. Gene Ontology annotation, biological process: positive regulation of transcription by RNA polymerase II; negative regulation of transcription by RNA polymerase II; neuron differentiation. Gene Ontology annotation, cellular component: nucleus. Gene Ontology annotation, molecular function: RNA polymerase II cis-regulatory region sequence-specific DNA binding; DNA-binding transcription activator activity, RNA polymerase II-specific. The record is from RefSeq and is a predicted model, not a curated record.
GGAGAGCGAAAAACGAAGAAAGAAGAAAGAGGAAAGAAGAAAGAAAAAGCAAAGAGAGCAACGGACAAGCUUUCAGGGUUAAAGAGGGACAAAAGAACGGCUGCGUCGUGACUGGCUGGAAAGGCAGCGUGUUUACGCGAGAUAGUGGGGGUACUCGGUGGCUCAGCUGAGCGUAGUAUAGAGGUAGAAGGUUGACGAGAGGGAGAGCUAGUUGCGAAUGAGCGCUCGUCGGGCGUGCGUCGUUACGGCGUCGAUCGAUAAUGUCGUCUCGUGAUCGACGAGGAACCGUCGAAUCUUGAGAAGACCGAUACGAUAGAAUAUUAUCGCGUACGGGUUUUCCGAUUAAGCACGCCCGCGUAUAUACCGUGUUCGCGAUUCGAUAGUUCGAUCGCGUACGCGCAGUGCAAAGUGCGAGCGUCCCGCGAGCGUUCGUUCGAAAGUAAUCGCUUCGACGGAGAAGCGUUUCUUUCGCCGUUCGUCGUUCGCCUCUCGUCUCUUGCCGAUCGAUCGAACAAAACGCGUGCGUGCAUCUCGCCGAAAGACAGCGUCGCGUGCUCGCCAGUUCGCGUCCAGCUUGUUAGUAGCGUCGGGUAUCGCGAUCGCGAAGAUCGUCGCUCGUCGCGGUGCUCGUUCUCCUCGUCGUCUCCUUCGAUCGUUCGUCUCGGCGUCGCUCCUUUCGACCGGACGAGGAGAAGAAGGAGGAGCGAAAUACGAGGAGCCGAAGAGUCCUGGUAAACGAGAAGAAAGAAGAAUACGCCGCCGAAAGGAAGGAUACUCGAUACGUUGUUGCUCGUCGACGAGUCGAAGCUCGCGAAGCUCGCGAGUUGUCCAAGUGCAGUGCGAUCGCCGGAUUAAAAGUGAAGUGACGAGAAAAAUUGAAACGACUGGCCCGAAAAUGGUGCCACAACAGCAAGACAGCCCGUCUAGCUCGGGAAUUCCCAUGUUUGGAUCGUUGCUCGUGGAUAAAAAUUCAGCGACGCCGUACUCUGAUGCCACGCAGACGAAGAAGAACAAUCCGAAUCAUAUAAAGAGACCGAUGAACGCGUUCAUGGUUUGGUCGCAGAUAGAACGGAGAAAAAUUUGCGAGAUUCAGCCGGACAUGCACAACGCGGAGAUCAGUAAGCGAUUGGGUAGACGGUGGAAGACGUUGGACGAGGCGGAAAGGCGACCGUUCAUCGAGGAAGCCGAGAGACUCAGACAGUUGCAUAUGAUGGAAUAUCCCGACUACAAAUAUCGACCGAGGAAAAAGACGUCGAAACCGACAGCGUCGGUCGCUACGAAGACGAAGGAAGGCGCCAAGAAGUCGAGGAAGUCGUUGGCGUCGUCCUCGUCGUCGAUCGCGUGCAUCGGUACGUCGAGAGGCCACGCGCGAAACGACAGCAACAACAACGUGCCGACAAACGGUAGCGUCGGUGCUACGGUCAAGAGAUUACAGACGCACGCGACCGCUGGCAAACCGAUGUCGCGUUUGAAAGUCAGAUUGGCGCUCGACAAACGAUCUUCGCUCGAUUACACACCCGCGCCACCGAUCGUCACCGCCAAGAUACCGAGCAGUCCAUCCUGCGUCACGCCCGAUUCUCCGGAAUCGGCCAGUUUCUACGAGGACAAUUUCCUCGACUGCGCCUCGUCCGCUCGUCUGGGCGCGACCUCCGCCUCGAGCAGCAGCCUCGUCGCGUCCAAAGGGACCGGCAAGAUCGACCGCGAGGCCAACCUGGAUAUGGACUACGAGACCGCGUUCGAACCGAAGGAUCGAUUGUUGUCCUCGGUCGGUCCCGUUUCUUCCAACGUCACCGCCGCUUCCUCCGUUACCUUCCCGGCAUCCGUCGAGGACAUCGACGGACUCAUCACCGACAGGAGUUAUCGCUCGCAAACGCCCAGCCACCGUUCCAACUUCCUGGUGAAGGAGGAACCGAUCGAGACCAUGGAGACGGACGCGGAAGUCGAAACGACCAGCAGGACAAGGACGAUGUCGUCGCCGGCUGCGUUGCACGUACCGCAACGAACGUCCCCGCCGUCCUCGCUGACCACUGCCAGGACCACGAUCCCUGCCCUCUCGUCCUCCUCCGUGUCCGCCUCCGAUUUGAGCAUGUCGACGAACGCGGCGACCAGGACGAUCGAGGACGGCGGCGCCGUGCUCGAAGAAACCGGUCUCGCCGACGCGACCGCCGCCGCCACGGUGGUCAAACUCGAGGAACCGACAAACAAUCCCAGCCUGGCCGACCUUUACUCGUUGACGGACCUCUUGCAGAUACAACCGUCCGAUUUCAAGAUCGAUCUGGACAUGGAGACGAUCACCACCGAUCUGGAUACCUUCGAAACUGCCAGUUCAAGCAGCGGCUCGCAUUUCGAGUUCUCCUGCACGCCCGACGUUACGGACAUGUUGUCUACCAUCGGCGUCGGCAACGACUGGGUCAGCUUCUGAAACGGAACGAGGCCCUGGUUUCGCUUUUCCGCUUUGUCGCGCGAUCGCCCUCGGAGAAAUCCUGUCCGACCCUUUUUGUACAUGUACUGUAGUAUAUUAGAUAUAAGGUAUUUUUUUACUCUGUACGGCAUCGUUAACCGACGAACGUAGUACGUAGUCGUCGUCGCGAUCUUUCGAUUCGUUUGUUCGCCGCGACGAACCUCGGAACCAACGUUUUGAUCUCACGUUUCUUCGUCUUUACCUUCGCAACGACGUCCCACUCGUUCGUGGCUCGUUACGGCUGAUCCACGCGACCGCUUUUCUAUCUUUCUCGCGGUACCCGUACUUUCGACGUUCGAACAAACGUUAUUCGAUCUUUCGAACGCGCGCUCGUCCAAACGACGGGCUUCACGAUAUCGAGCACACUGCCAACUGAACUCGUAUCUACGCGUCAUUCUAUCGUCAUUCUCUUUCCUUCGCUAUCUCUCUCUCUCUUUUUUACUCGUUCUCGUUGGCUCUUUCAUAUUUAAUUUCAACCGGACGCGAUUCGGAUCGUUCGAUUCUUCCUUCGACUAACUCGCUCAAAAAGAUAAUAAUGUCCGCACGUACGAAGGAAAGAAAAAACUUUGAAGCGAACGGAGCGAACUCGAACGUCGAGAACCAAAGUAGAAAACGGACUUUUGCGCCUGUUGUCUUUUCGACUGCCGAUUAUUCGCGUUCUCUCUUCCCUUUUCCAACGAUUUAAUAGGCUGUGAAUAUUCUAAAUCUAAAGAUAUCCGACAACCGAUCGAAUCCGAUUUCAUCGUCGCUAAUCGUCGAACGAUUCGAUCCAUUGGACGACUAGCGACGUCGACGAAAAUCUGGUUUUUGCUCGUCGCGAUUCGAGUCGAACAGAAUCGAAUCGCUUCCGUUUGGAUCGAAGGGAAGUCGCGCGCGAUAACUACCCCGAGGGUGAUGAUUUUUCCGCCACGCGACGUUAUCGUUUUCGCUGCUCUCGGAACGCGUCCGGGAACGGAGCAGGACAUAGGAUAGCGAAGGGGAUCAAGAAAAAUGGAGAGGGAAGAGGAAUAAGAAAAAUGUGACGAGCAGAGAAAUCGGUACGUUUCUACUCCGUUACCCGUAACUAUAUAGAAAUAUAAAGGAACACACCAAAGUGCAAUAUUACCCGUAUGUAUAUCUGUCCGUAAACUCGCCAACGGCGAACGAAAGACGACGGUCGUUCUCGAAUAUAGAAAGGGCGCAGGAGAUUAAGAAACGAUCGGUUUCAUUUUUUCGAGCGUACGCAAGUUUGCGAAAAAUGCCAACGAAAGCGCGUUAAGCAAUAUCUUCCCGCGAAUACGGUUAUCGGAGAUCGUAGCGGUCGUCGCGUUCGAGGCGUUUGCUCGAAAUCGAGGAACGCGACGAUUUCCCUCUUCUUAUAUGUAUACAGGUACGUAUAUGUAUCGCCCUACUCGUUGUUUCGAGUUUCCGUCGCUUCCGUGAUUCUCGUCCCGUUACCUUGGAUCGUUCGAUCUCGUCGCGCGCGAGAAGAAUAUGCUCGAAAUCGCGUUCGUUCUCGUUCGCGCGCGUCGAUACGCGAACACCGCGCGUAUUCCGAGUAAUUUCACGCGUCUGAUUCUCGUGAAAAAAUCGGGAAACGCCUCGAGCGUGUGCAGCGUUUAACGCGCGCGCGAUCGAAAGAUCACGCGUCCGAGCCGUGCGUCUGGUAGUUUUAAGUUCUCAUUGUACCACGAUAGCGAGAUUAGUCGCAUCGACGACUAACUUUAUACGCGUAACGACUGUACAUUUGUAUUUAGCCCUUUGUUUAUACGAUGAUACUUAUUACAUUGUUACUAAGUAUUCGAUUUAUAUAAUUUUUUUUAUCGAACUUAUUAAAAAAUAUUUGAAAAACGA